CAGAGCCAGCUGACAACUAUGUCAGUGAAGGAGAGUUAGAAGAUGAUCUGAGUUCUUCUGCUCCAAGUACAAUAGAGCUGGAGAUACGUGGAUCCAGCCAAGACACCGAUGAAGACUAUUUUGAGACCCUGUCCCAUCAGAGUGGAUCUUUGUCAGAUGUAAAAACUGAGCUUUAUGAGAGUGCAUCAGAGACAGAAUCUGUUGCCAGUGAUGUAACAGGAGAGACUUGCUUGGAUUCAAACUGCCUUUUUGCAGAAAAAACAAAUGUGUCCUGUAGUGUUCCUACAGCCCUGUGUGAACUUAAGUGCUCAAGACAAGCAGAACUCAGCCAGCAGGUGCAGUUAGACUUGUCUUCCAAAAUAAAAGCAGCACCAAGCAAGAAUGACUUUUGCACACACACUGCAAAGUCAGAAUGCAAAGCGGGUGUUGAAGAUCUAGCAUUAACCAGCAGUACUUCCAACACAGAGAACCAAGUGGGUGAAGAGUGCGUUAUAUCACAGACAGAUAGGAAGUUCAUAGUAGGGUUGCAAAAUAAAACGGAGUUUGACAUCAGUAAAACACAGUCCUGUACCAGUUCAGUAUCUACCAAAGAUGCUGUUACAAGACAGAAGGAUUGUCCUGCAGUAUUAAGCAUUGCUUUUUUCAGAACUAACUCAGAAAGUUGUUUGAUUUUACCUGAGGUACAGCAACUUUCCUCCCGAUCAGAUGUAGCAUCAAGCUGUAGUUUGCCUAAUCUCCAUUUUGAAACAAAUGGACCUUACCAUAAAGGUUCCACUGAGACAUCCAACUAUAAAUGUGAACUAGAGUCCAUGUCUAGUGUAAAUUGCAACAGGAGGAGCUCCGCUGACAGUGAGGAAACUACAAGUGAGAGGAUAAGACAUGGCAGUACAGAGGCCAUGCUGUCGUCACGUUCGUUUUUUUACCAGCACCACUUCAAAUCAAAACCUUCAACUUGUGAAGACAAGAGUUCAGAGAUUAUAGGAAGUAAAACAUGGCACAGUGUACCUGAAAAUAUCAGCACUCAAAGCGAGGCAGAAUAUUUGGUGAACUGUCCUCAUCCGAAAGAUAAAUUUAGAUGGUCUUGUUCCAGAGUACAUCUUCAAGGACUCGAUUUUGAAUACACUUGGAAAAACUUAGGAAGGGUCAGCUCUGUCAGCUCUGAAAAGGCAGUCAGAGUAGAGGGCAAAUUGGGCAUUGAAAGAUUCCUUCUUGAAACUAACAUAGACUCAAAUGAGGACCAGCUUUCUCAACCAUCAGGCACCUUUCAGUGCCCUGAUCUUUAUUUGCACUCUGAACAAGAGGGUAGUGGCCUUAGUCCAGAAGAAGCAGAUACGUGUACAGGUAGAUCCUCAUCCACCCAGACUGAUGAGUGUGAAUGUAACCGGAAACAAAAGGAGACUUCAUCUACCCUGGGCUGUGAACCAGUGAUUAUAAAUGCUCAAGAACUUUCAAAAAAUAAUCAAGUUGAAAGAGAUCUGAAAGCAGACAGAUUCCCUUGUGAAAUUAAUGUUGAAUUUGGCACUGAUGACACGGAGAACAUAGCAACUUGUCAUGUAGGUUUUCCUGCUGUUGUGGAAAAUGGAGAUUGUAAUUGGGCUGUAAACUGUGUUGGCACUGGUAGAACACAGCAGAAAUGUUCAAAGGAAAAUGUUCUGGAAUCAGAACUGUCACAAAUCAAGGUCAUGAUAGGGGAAAAAAAGGCAGAUGAUCCUUCUAAUCUUGACUUCUGUUGGAAAGUCCUGGAAACCACAUUGCAACCAGGUGUCAGUAACACUGAGAGAGAGAACACAGAUACAACACAGCAAAAUACAAGUUGCCAGACUGGUGCCUUAAGGACUCCCUCUGAACCAGUAGCAAAUGAAUAUCCUACUCAUCCAGGAAAAGAUGGAGACAGUGUCUUUGCUGUGGAAAUGACUCCCACAUUAGAUAGUGUGAACCAGGGAAGGCACUUAAUGAAUCUAUCAGAGUUAAAGCCUGCCCUGAUUAUAAUAUCUGUGGAACAGAAAGGAUUACAGUCCAAGACACUGAAUGAUGACCCUUGUACUGAAACGGUAUCUGGAACACUGAGAAAUGUAGUGAGAAAGGAUUUGGUGGAUCCUCAUAUUGUCAGCAAAGCUCAUCUUGAGCCAGAGAGAGUUCUGAGUGAGUUCUGUAGCUGUGAGGAAUCAGUCUUGGCCACCUCUACUGGUAAUGCAGAACCACUCCAUGAUGGGGAUACAGCUGAAGGAAAAACAGACAUUUCACAAGAGCAGAGCAAGAAAGCAGUUUCCUCCUUUGCACUCACCUCUAGUAAUUCCACGAUAACAAGUGGAAAGGUAGAAUUCAGCAGUGUCACUGCUCCAUUGAGCAACGACGCGCUUAUUGCAGAAAAUCCUGCAGAUAAGUGUGAGGAAGUGCUGCUAAAAUCUGGCAGCAGAAGCGGUGUUAUGAUCCUUGAGACAGAGCCACACGGAGCAAAGACUGAUUUGGAAUUAGAGACAGAACAGUUCAGAAAGCCAUGGGCUGAAACAAAGGAUGACCAGGUGACUAAGGAAGAGGAAUUCCAAGCACAUCAAGGCAGAGAGGAAGAUGGAUGUGUAACGAGAGCGGUAGUGCUGGAAAAAUGCAGUGUAAGCAGUCUGAAUGAGGGAGAUGGUGCUUAUGAGGACCUUCAGGGGCCCAGCAGCACCUCUGAACAAGUGGUAGGAGAUGAAGGCUGCAGUGGUUCAAAUGAACCAAGAGUUUUUUGUGAAGAACCUCCUCCUAGGGGAGGAAUGGAGGCCUCUCCUGCAGAAAACACAGCUAGCUCUAGAAAAGACAGUGCAUGGAAUCUAGACGUGUGUGAUGUCUUCAACUAUUCCGUGAAAAGGGAGGCCCACAGUGCUUGCUGUAUGGGCCUGGAUAACAUAAGCACCUGCAGCACUAACAGUGAGGAAAUGGAUGAGAAUGCAUUCCACGUCCUGGGAAGUAACAGCAGCCUCCAUAAAGCUGUGCAAAAGCCAACAAAGAAUGGGAAUAGUGGGAAAGCUUCCAGGUUUUUCGUUUUCUCAAAAAUGACAUCUUUCAGGAAAACUAAGCCUGUCACAGCUGAAAAUCAGGGAAGCAGCAGCAUCUUUGGCAGCGGGGCUAAGACAGAAGAACUGGAAGGUGGGAAAGAAGAUGAAGACACUGAAAGUUUACAGUCCUUCAAAAGUUGUUCGUCUGGUUCUGCUUUCCACAGGAAGGAAAGCUAUGCCUCUGAGUAUUCAGACGACGAUGAUUUAUUCUAUGAGAGGCCUGCAGGAUUAUUCAGUAGAAUGAGCCUGAGGAAGGCUUCUGGCUCUGGUCGAAUACUGAUGGAAGAUACAGACACAAAUUCAAUUUCUCCCAUACUGCCCGCUGUCAGAUAUGCAGACGGACUCAUUCCAGGUUCAUCUGAAAGCAGUGAACCUGUGGAAUACACUGGGAUUAGAAAAUCCUUUCCUGAAAAUGAAUAUAAAAGAAAUAAAAACCCCGAGGGCAAGAAGUUCAGAACAAGGUUGGCCUUGGCACACAAAUCCCUCUCAAGUUUAUUUGAAUCCAAAUCUCCAGACAAGGAAAACACUGAGCAAAGCUCGAAAACAUCACUGAAAAAUGAAAAGGAGAAAGCCAAACUUCGCCAGAGCACCUGGAAAGCUUUUCUAAAGAGCAAAGAGACAGAUGGACUAAAAAGACCUAUCUUGGCAAAUUUGUCACCAACGCAGGAGAGCAUCAGCACAACUAGAGGCCAUCUGAUGAGAACAGCAUCAGCAGAGCAACAGGAUGGUUCUGAUGCACAUGCGGUUUUGAAAACAGAAACGGCGAACGGUUCUUCACUAGACACCAACUAUUUUGACAGCUCUGUGGAGCCUGUGGAUGUCUCUUCACCUGCAGGUAUGUGGAGAAAACGAUUGUUGUCCCAUGACUUGGGCAUCAGAUACUCACAGAGUUCAGACUGUGAUGAAAUGCAAGAAGCUCUGGGCAGCAGUUUUAAUGCUUCUCUAGAGGAAUGCUGGAUGAAAUCUCCAUUUAGCCCCUCUGAUGUGCAGUUACCGUUUAAUCAGUCAAGUCCAUCGUGUCCCCAGCUUUCAAAUUCUGAAGGUAAAGAUAUGCCUUGCAGGCCCAUGAGUCCCAAACCACAGAGUCCAAGAUCUGCAUCCCAACGCAAGAGCUUCCGUUAUCCUGGAAGAAUAUGUGCCACGUCGAUGAUCUCUCUUGGGAACAGCUCUGCAGUUGACUGUGGUUUGGAGGCUCCCGAGAGACCAAAGACACUGAAACCCAGAGGUAGUCUCUUGCUUUCUGUACACUCGUUGGACAACGAAUACCAGAGGGAUGACAGUGGGAUAAGCAGUCAAUCCCAGAUCAGCUUAAACACAGCUUCUUCCGUUAGUGACGUGCUCAGAGAUGAGGAUUCUAAACAGCAAUGUCCAACACCACCUGAAAAGAGGCCAAAUGAAAAAGGGAUUCCCCAUCGCAAAAGGAGGUCCCCCCAGGUUCCAACAUCCCCACGCCCUUUCUCCACCCUUGAGAACAAAGCCUGGAGGCUUUCCUUCCUUGCUCCACAUGAAAAAGCCAAGGAGAUUCCGGAGAGGAGGAGGAAGAGACCUAAAUCCCUCUAUAAGUGCUUCAGCUUCGAUGAUAUUUGGAUGCAGAGGAACCAAAAAAGGAAGCUAGAGAAGGAGACACAGCCAGAGAGAGGGACUCAAUUGCAACACUUCCCAGAGGACCAGUUAAAAGCUGGAAGAAGUCCAUCCAUCACAUCUACCAUUGCUCUUGACAUCCUACCACUGAAACUGCAUCCGUUUUCCCAGAGUACUCCGACAGGCCUGGACUGCGUGGGCUGGAAACGACGCCUCACCUUCCCAGUGAUUGCUGAUGGGGCCCUGGACAAGACAGCUCUGACAGACGAUGUGGGAAGCGAGGAGGAUCUGUAUGAGGACUUCCGCAGCUCCAACCACCGCUAUGGCCACCCUGGGGGAGGCGGAGAGCAGCUCGCCAUCAACGAGCUCAUCAGUGAUGGCAGUGUGGUGUAUGCAGAAGCCCUCUGGGACCAUGUCACGAUGGACGACCAAGAGCUGGGGUUCAAGGCUGGUGACGUCAUUGAAGUAAUGGAUGCUACCAACAAGGAGUGGUGGUGGGGAAGGAUUCUGGACAGCGAAGGCUGGUUUCCAGCCAGCUUUGUACGGCUCCGAGUGAACCAGGAUGAACCCAUGGAAGAUUACCCUGUAAAGGUGGAGGGUGGCAAAGACGACGACUCCAGCAGUGGUACCCGGCGCUUUGGGAUGGGGCAGACCACCAAAGACCAGAUGAGGACCAAUGUUAUCAAUGAGAUCAUAAGCACAGAAAGAGACUACAUCAAACAUCUGAAGGACAUUUGUGAGGGUUACAUUAAGCAGUGCCGCAAAAGAGCCGACAUGUUUACAGAAGAACAGCUGAAGACAAUCUUUGGGAAUAUUGAAGACAUCUACAGAUGCCAGAAGAAAUUUGUUAAAGCACUGGAGAAGAAAUUCAACAAAGACCACCCACAUUUAAGUGAGGUUGGCUCCUGUUUCUUGGAAUAUCAAACGGAGUUUCAGAUAUACUCUGAGUACUGCAACAACCACCCCAACGCCUGCAUGGAGCUGUCCCGCCUCACCAAAGUUAACAAGUAUGUCUACUUCUUCGAAGCCUGCCGCUUGCUGCAAAAGAUGAUUGACAUCUCUCUGGAUGGGUUUCUGCUGACACCAGUGCAGAAAAUCUGCAAGUACCCGCUGCAGCUGGCUGAACUGCUCAAAUACACCAACCCUCAGCACAGGGAUUUUAAAGAUGUUGAAGCUGCCUUAAAUGCCAUGAAGAACGUUGCUCGGCUCAUCAACGAGAGAAAGCGGAGACUGGAGAACAUCGACAAAAUUGCUCAGUGGCAAAGCUCCAUAGAAGACUGGGAGGGUGAAGAUGUUCUCGUUAGAAGCUCAGAACUCAUCUAUUCUGGAGAACUAACCAAAGUCUCCCACCCUCAAGCCAAGAGCCAACAGAGGAUGUUCUUCCUCUUUGAUCACCAGCUUGUCUGCUGCAAGAAGGACCUUCUGCGCCGGGACAUCUUGUAUUAUAAAAGUCGAAUCAACAUGGAUGAUAUGGAAAUCCUGGAUAUAGAAGAUGGAAAGGACAAGGACUUCAGUAUCAGUGUGAAAAAUGCAUUUAAAUUACACUGCCGUGACACUGAGGAGGUCCACUUAUUCUGUGCAAAAAAGCCCGAGCAGAAACAGCGCUGGCUGAAGGCCUUUGAGAAUGAAAGGAGACAGGUUCAGCUCGACCAGGAGACAGGUUUUUCAAUCACAGAGAUGCAGAAGAAGCAAGCAAUGCUAAAUGCCAGUAAGCAGCACUACACUGGGAAGCCAAAGGCUGUCACCAGGCCCUACUAUGACUUCCUGAUGCGACAGAAGCAUCCCACCCUGCCCACCACGCUCCCACAGCAGCAGGUCUUCAUGCUGGCAGAGCCCAAGCGCAAACCCUCGAACUUCUGGCAGAACAUCAGCAGGCUGACACCCUUCCGGAAAUAAGGACAGCCCCGCGUUUGUGCCUGAACCCCUUCUGAGAAAGCACUUUAUCCACCAGUCCUAGGAGGUGGAGCCCAGGUUCUUCCAAUCCUUUGUUUACAGAGGAUGGCACGUGUGCUCCUGCCUUCUCUAUUUAUCUUGCAGACCAACUGACCCCCUGGCUCUGAGGUGAGACGCUGCAUGCGUGCUUGCACACGUGUGCAUCUGUGCUGGGUCCCAGUGAGCCAGCCUUGCACAGCACUCAAGAGACAAACUUCCAGGAAGAGAUGAGAAUGGAGCCUGAUCUGUUUCAUCUGAAAAGGUUUUGCCUGUCAGCUGUACUUUGAAUCAUUCCAUUCUGCUGUGAACACCGCUGCUGUCUGGCAGCUGCUCAGCCUACCAGCUCUGUCCCACACUGACAUGCUCAGAACAACAGCUCAGUGUUGCUGACAUCGUACGUUUUGCAGGGAGGAGCAAACCCUUGCGUUCCCUGCCCACCCCGUUCCCCACCUUUCACCUCAAGGACACGACCCUCCUACACCCUUCUAACUAACUCAGUUAGCCCCUGCUGGCACUCAGACGAGACAACAGUGAGUAUUGCACUGUGACCCUUUUCUUCCCUUUAAUUCAACAACACUGAUGAACAACAUAGUUUGUUAAACGGUGCCAACCAACCUGCAGCAUGAGUAACAUUCAGGAAUCGCUCUAGUUGGGUUCGUUACAUAAGUUAGAGAAAAAUGUGCCUAAAUUAAUACUGUACUCAAUUCCUUAGAUUCUCUUCUAUCGUUCUGCCAUAUUUCCUGGCCAAUGAAAAUGCUCAUUGUUCGUAAUGUGUUUAUUUAUGGUAUAAACCAGAACUGUGUAUUUUGUAAGUCUGUAAUUGUUCUUGUCAGUUGUUAACUCAAUGCCUGUUUUGUCUGUUUUAUUUUUAUUUUUUAAAUAACAAAAGAUCAAUAUUUGCAAACUGCUCCCAGAAGUCAGAGUCUGCAGUUCAAUGGUGAAAGAAAGACUGAAACCACAAUCGUUAUGCAAACUUCUACAGACUCAAAUUAUUAGAGGGUUUUGAUACCUUUACAAACAGACAUCCUAAAGCUGCUUGCAGCUGGCCAAGUUUUGGCACUAAAAGCCUCACUUUAGGUACCCAAGUUUCAAAUGGUGGCCAAGAGAAACUCAUCUGUACCUUGGUUAGCAAAAGGAAAGAUUUGCCUUACCUUAGUGAGAGUUAGAAGCCAUACUGACCUAAUUCCCUAGCUUAGAGACACCUUGUGACAGCAGAAAGUAGGCACUCCUUUGUUCCAACGUGAUGCUAUUGUAAAUGAGCACUAACUGCCUGCUGAGCUCCCAGGUCUGGUGUUUGAUGCUGUAGCUGACUGAAGUUUGGUCAUCCAGGGACAUCUGAACUUAGUAGCAUGUACAAAGUCAUUCUUGCACUAUAUCUUCUCCCCAGACCAGGGGCUACAUUUAAUUUCAUAAAGAAACCUCUAAAAGUGA
Molecule: messenger RNA, 7979 nt
Organism: Phasianus colchicus (ring-necked pheasant)
Lineage: Eukaryota; Metazoa; Chordata; Aves; Galliformes; Phasianidae
Source: RefSeq, a predicted model, not a curated record